Molecule: messenger RNA, 3023 nt
Organism: Cinara cedri
Lineage: Eukaryota; Metazoa; Arthropoda; Insecta; Hemiptera; Aphididae
Source: the annotation of a GenBank genome assembly
CUCUAAGGAGGUUGUCGUUUUUGACCUUCUCUCCUGUUCGCUAACCGGACCUAACCUAUCGGCAGUUUUCACUUUAGGUACACGUGUCCGUUUAAUAUUACCGUACCCGUCGCAGUGUCAAACAACGUUUAACCAAAGCAAUAGCAUGUUGAUGGCUAUUUUGAGGUGUAUCGUAUCGGCAGUAUUGAUACUGACCACGCUCGUUCAGCAUUGUACAAUGUCGAUGAGUCAUACCGACGACGGAGCCCUAUACUUGACGCCCAUGAUACGUGCUGGUCAUAUCGUUGAGGCUCGUAAUGCUUGUAAGGUCGUAGGACUACUUUCAGAAGAGGCGCAGUCAGUCGAGAGCUACUCCGGUUACCUGACCGUGGACGACAUUCACAAUUCCAAUCUGUUCUUCUGGUUCUUCCCGGCCAUGAACGACGCGGCCGUCGCACCCGUCAUAUUAUGGCUGCAGGGAGGCCCGGGCAUACCCAGUCUGUACGGCUUGUUUGAAGAGCACGGCCCGUUCUCCGUGUCCGAAGAAUCCGGAACGAUCGAACUGCGCAAUCAUACAUGGGUGUCCACACACUCGAUGUUGUACGUGGACAACCCGGUGGGUACGGGCUUCAGCUUCACUACAGACGACGGGUACAAUAAAGACCAGGCGGCAAUUGGUCGCAACAUGUACGAAGCGUUGUUACAAUUUUUUAAGCUAUUCUCCGAGUAUCAGAAAAACGACUUUUUCAUAGCCGGCGAAUCUUAUGCCGGCAAGUAUGUGCCGACUCUGUCGUACAUUAUACACCAGAAGAACCCUGAUGCGUCCAUAAAAAUCAACCUUAAGGGAAUAGCAAUAGGUAACGGUUUUAUUGACCCUGUCAACCAAGUGGCUUACGGCAAGACCCUGUAUCAAUAUGGAGUGAUCAACGGUAACUUAAAAAGAUAACUAUUUUAUAAAAUUUAUUAAAUAAAGCAUAGGUAUUCUUAUUUUAUUAAAAGCGCAUUGCUGUUUGGCAGCAAAAUAAUAUAUUAUGUGAAUGGUUUUAAACAUGUUUAUUAGUUUUCAAAACAAGUUAUUGAAUACAAAAUAAAUUGUUUAGAGUUAUCAGUGAUAAGCUCCUAUAAGUACAGUAUGACCAAAGUUUGAGGCAACAACACGGACGUAUAUAUUAUUAUGGUCGUAAGAAAAAACCAGAUAUCUCUGGAGAUGUCUUGUUAUUACGAAUAAAAAAAAGACAUACUAUAGGAUAAUGGUGAUGGGUACAGCCACUGUUAUAGGAAAUUUAAUGUAUAUCUGUAAGGAACGAUUAACUAUUCCUAACGAAAAACGAUUCUGAGCGAAUUUUAAUCAGUUGAUAGUGAUGCUUUGUCAACAAUAUAUUUGUCAUAUUAUGGUAAAAUAAUUAAAUAGGCAUUAUGUAUUUUUUUUAUUAAUAUUUGUUUAUUAUACCGUUUUCCCCUUUUUCCCGGUUUUCCUAUGUUUUUCCCCGGUUUUUCAAAUUUUCUGGGAAAACUUUUUAGACAAUCGAAAAAUGACUUCUCUAAAGAAUCUCCCCAGUCAAAUUUACUUUUAGAAAAAUUGUCAUCAUUGUAAAUCGAAGCAAAAUUGUUGGUAGAAAAGUUGCAGGAAAAAAAAGCCGUAAUAUUUUUCAACUAAUACCUACGCAUUUCGUUUUACAUAUUUCUUGUUUUUUUCACAUUUGUUGAGAAAACUCCUAGGAAAAUCGAAAAAUUACCUUCCUACAGUACCACCUCAAGAAAAUUUCCUUUUAGAAAAGAGUCUAUAUCGUAUACAUCGGAGUAAGAUUUCUGGUAGAAAGUGUUCACAUAAAAAAAAAAAACAAAACAAUAAACAUCUUUGUAUUAUCAAUAUAUUCUUCGUCACACUCAGAAUCUAAAAGAAAGAAAUUUCUAUUUUUAAUAUAUUUCCGUAUUUAAAGAUAAUAUUUACUUAUAUACGAAUCUUUUAUACUCUAAAUUUUGAAUUUUACGAUUAUUUAAAUUGUUUUCGUUGACACUGCUAAAUAAUAUCAACUGCAUAUGAUUUACCGUUUUUUCAUGAAAAAAAAGAUUGUUAAUGUUUUUUGUAAACUUCAAAAAUUCGUAGAAACUUAACGAUUCAUCGAUUAUUAAAUAUUUUAAACACCAAAAUUUUGUAUCAAUAUAUAUUUAUAAAAUGGCCAUUUUGGAUUUAUUAAAAAUGUUUUUUUUAAUAUUCAAAUUGUUUAAUUUAGUUUAAAAUGAACUCUAGAAAUAAUCGCUAGAAACUUCUAGCGAAGUCUAGAAAUUAUUAAAGAAAAAAACAUAAUUUAGAAAACUUCGUAUGUAAUAAAUUGUUUGUUGUAUUAUAAUUGUAGAAAACGAGAAACGAAAGUUCGAAGAAUUGGAGCACAUUAUUAGCAAUCAAAUCAAAGACGGCAAUUAUACGGGUGCUCAUAAUACAGAUAUCGAACUGUUUAAUAACGGAGUGUUUAAAAAACUGACCGGUUUGGCAACCGCUUAUAACGUGUUGUCGGACACCGAGGAGAGUUUUGAAGGGAUUUGGACAUACGUGUCGCAUCCAGAUGUCCGUGCCGCGUUACACGUAGGUGAGCGGUUGUUGAACGACGGGUGCAAAGCUCGAACGUACCUGCUUAAUGACGAGAUGCAAUCGGUGAGUCCGUGUCUGGGCGCCCUGCUCGAUACCGGCUUGUACCGCGUGCUAUUGUAUUCCGGACAACUCGACAUAAUCGUCCCUUACUCGGGGACGGUGAUGGCAGCCCGAUCGUUACGGUGGUCCGGUGCCGAGCGUUUCAAAAAUGCGACGCGUACCAUUUGGCGGGUGCGCGCUUCUAAGCAGGAUACCACCGAUGUGGCCGGUUAUGCGACUACAUUCGGGCCGCUCACGAUGUUGCUGGUGAGGAACACCGGUCACAUGGUGCCGUCCGAUCAUCCGGUCUGGGCUCACGAAAUGAUCACCCGCUUUACGUCCGGCAAACCAUUUCAAUGAGAAUGUACCAAAUAGUUUUAAACACAUAAUUAUUAUUUAUUACUUUAUACAAUUU